Aspergillus pseudotamarii is the source of this 1605-nucleotide messenger RNA. RefSeq names its product cytochrome P450. The coding region runs from base 1 to 1605 and encodes 534 amino acids. Lineage: Eukaryota; Fungi; Ascomycota; Eurotiomycetes; Eurotiales; Aspergillaceae. The record is from RefSeq and is a predicted model, not a curated record. Gene Ontology annotation, molecular function: oxidoreductase activity, acting on paired donors, with incorporation or reduction of molecular oxygen; heme binding; monooxygenase activity. The transcript has 4 exons.
AUGUCCUCAAAGGGCUGGUCUGGCCUUUUAAUCCACCAUUGCACAUUCACAGAUGUCUUGCUCGGUGGAAUAUCUCUAUACCUUAUCUACGGAAUCAUUCUCGGUCUUUAUCGCUUAACACUUCACCCGCUGGCCCAGUUCCCAGGCCCCAAGCUUGCUGCGGCGACAUUUUGGUAUGAGUUCUAUUAUGACCUUUUCCCACACAAACUGCGUUAUCUGUGGAAGGUUGAGGAACUGCAUAAGAAAUAUGGACCAAUCGUUCGCAUUAACCCAAUUCAUUUACAUAUCAACGACCCCAACUACCUCGAUGAGAUAUAUGCCGCAGGCAAUCGUAAGCGCAAUCGAGAUCCCUGGUACUACCGCUCUGAGCCAAAUGGCCCCCUGGGAUGGUCGGUUUUCCAGACCGUCGAUCACGAUGUCCACCGGAUGCGAAGGGCCGCCCUCAAUCGUUUCUUCAGCAAGCGUGCCGUCCAAGAGCAUGAGCAGAUGAUAAUCGACAAGAUUGGAACUCUUUGUGGUCGCUUUGCAGAGGCUUGUUGCACAGGUGAUCUUGUUUCUCUAACCUUUGCUUGCGGUGCGCUGACAAUGGACGUCAUCUCGGCCUACGCUUUCGGCGUGGAGACGGACAACUUGACGCGCCAGGAUUUCGGCGCGGAAUAUCUCGAGGCGUACAGCAAACUGAGUCAAUUUGGCCCUGUCGGUCGCCAGUUCCCAUGGCUCGCCAAAGCAUGUCUUACGCUGAUCCCGUCCAGCCUCAUGCAUUGGAUCAGCCCUGCUGCCGCCCUCAUCCCAAGGAAUCGACUUUUCUUCCGCGGUAUGAUUGAGGAAUCUGUCCGUGAACAGGAAGAGGGGAAGAGCAACAAACCUGAAGAUUCAUUUAAGGCAGAAAAGGAGUCUGGAAAGAAACCAUCGAUCUUCCAGGAUAUUGUGUGGAGCAACCUUCCAUCCAGCGAGAAAGCACCCGCCCGUCUAGCGGCAGAGGCCAAUCUCUUGCUUAUUGCAGGCACUGAGACUACUGCCAGGGCUCUGUCGCUCGUUCUCUUUCAUACCUUGGACAACCCUCAGACCUUAUUGCAACUUAGGGAUGAACUGGCGCCCCUCAUGCACCGUCCUGAGUCACGGGUGUCUGUGGCUGCUCUCGAAGCCCUCAGGCUUUUUCCGGCAGUAAUUACGGAGGGAAUCAGGCUAUCUCAUGUGGUUUCAAGCCGAAUGCCUCGAUAUGCACCGGAAGAGACACUACGCUACGGAAAAUGGAUUAUACCCGCGGGGGCGCGUGUGAUGCAGUCCCAUUAUCUGCAUCAUAUGAAUCCCGACAUCUUCCCGGACCCUAACCUGUUCAACCCGCAUCGCUGGCUGGACAAUCCUCAGUUGAAAACAGAUUAUUUCAUGGGUUUUGGCAGAGGAUCUCGGAUAUGCCUUGGUAUCAACCUUGUAUUUGCCGAACUUUAUCUCGCUAUAGCCCACCUCAUUACUCGUUUUGACAUGCGUUUGCAUGACACAAUCAGGGAGCGGGACGUCGAUGUAAAGCGUGAUUGUAUAAUUGGGCUCCCGAGCCCUGAAGGGCAGGGAAUCCGCGUGAGGAUUACAGAAGUUAAAACAGGAUAA